Molecule: messenger RNA, 2148 nt
Organism: Musca domestica (house fly)
Lineage: Eukaryota; Metazoa; Arthropoda; Insecta; Diptera; Muscidae
Product: tyrosine-protein kinase Shark
Exons: 5
Coding region: 1-1884 (627 amino acids)
Biological process (GO): multicellular organism development; positive regulation of cell population proliferation; positive regulation of kinase activity
Cellular component (GO): signaling receptor complex; basal plasma membrane
Molecular function (GO): ATP binding; transmembrane receptor protein tyrosine kinase activity
Source: RefSeq, a predicted model, not a curated record
AUGAAUUCAAACACGGCUUCAAGAUUUAAUUCCACGACGUCGAAUUUUUUAUAUAUUGAUGACGGUCCAUUCUUGCCGACUCUAGAACAUUUGGUAGAGCAUUUUAUGCGUUUUGCUGACGGAUUACCUAUUAAUCUCAAAUAUCCUGUUUUGCCAAAACCCAAGCCUCCUCUACCACUCUUUUCAACAAUGCCACGCACAUCUAAGAAAUCCUCAGAAGCCAUACCUGUGCCACAAUGUUCGCCUAAUCCACUGCCUAAAAGCCCUGUCGUGGAGAACAAAACUCCUCUAUUGCCAUCAAAACAAUCACAAACUUUGUCGAGCAUUCAUCACAAUAACAAUGUGAAGAAAAAAUCAAAGGAAUCUGUUUUCAGUACAUUGAAGUUGAGGAGUCCCAAAAAAACUAGCAUACUAGAGAGUAUGAGUACUUUACGUAAAAGUAAACCAAAACAAAAAUCAAUAACAUCCGAUGACAAACCACAAGUACCCUCUAGCGAAGAAGAAUUAAAGCAAGCCGAAACAUUGUUGAAGAAUUUGUCUUUUUCUACCGAUUUUGCAAGUCUAAAUCUAGUUAAUAAUAAUGGUCAGCAUGGCUUCUAUAAUGUUCCAAAAAAUAAUGCAGCAGUUAACAGCGAUGUUGUCAAUGCAUCUAUAGAUUCCAGAAUGAAAUUGGAGUCGAAAUCCAAUGAAGAAGUGGAAUAUUUUACAAAAAGUGAUAUCGUUAUUGAAAAAGAGCGAAAUCAACAAAAUUCAAGCGAAAGCUUACCGCCAACUACUAAUGGUUAUAUACCAACUGUCGAUAUUCGAGUGUUUACAGAAUCUAACAUUCAAGGUGCUCGUUACAUGACUAAAGAUGAACUUGAGGCAUCCGCAGCCGAACUCCGAGAAUUUUCUCAUAAUCCGGAACGUUUGGAUUCGUUAAUAUCCACAACAUCUAAUGAAAGCGAAAUGAUGCGAUACCUAAAUCGACAAUCCAGCACAGAUUCUUUAGAAAAAGGCAAUGCUAGUUCAAAAGUUAAUUACCUGAUACCGCCUGAUUGUCUUAUACUUGAAACGAUAAUUGGAGAGGGUGAAUUUGGAUCGGUUUAUCGUGGAUUCCAAAUUCAAAGAAUCGGGACUGAUUUGAGACGCCGGGAAGUGGCCAUCAAAACAUUACGCGACGAACACUGUCGCACAAACAAACAGGAAUUUUUACGCGAGGCCUCAGUAAUGAUACGACUGAAACAUCAUUGCAUUGUUCAGCUUAUAGGAAUAUCGAAAGGCAAGACCUUGAUGAUGGUUCAGGAGUUGGUGCCAUUGGGUUCGAUGUUACAUUUCAUAUUGGACCACAAGGAGAAGAUAAAUCCAAACUAUGAACUAAAAUUGUGGGCUUCUCAAAUAGCAUGCGGUAUGCAAUAUUUGGAGAAAUAUCACUUUGUGCACCGGGAUUUGGCAGCUCGAAAUAUUCUACUAGCAUCAAGAAAUCAAGCCAAAAUAAGUGACUUCGGGCUAUCUCGUGCUUUGGGAAGUGACAACGAUUGUUAUCAAGCCAGUCAAGGAGGUAAAUGGCCAAUUAAAUGGUAUGCUCCUGAGAGUUUUAAUAAUGGAAUAUUUUCUCAUGCAAGUGAUGUGUGGUCAUUCGGCGUCACAUUGUGGGAAAUGUUUUCUCUUGGAGAACCUCCUUAUGGCGAUAUACGUGGUGUCGAUGCUAUUAAAUUGAUUGAAAGUGGCCAGCGUUUGCUUCAACCUCCUCUAUGUCCCGGACACAUCUAUGACAUAAUGUUAAAUUGUUGGAAUUACAAACCGAAAGAUCGCCCAACGUUUCGAUAUUUAACUGAAUUUUUUGCACGUGACCCAGACUAUCAAAACAUUUUAGAAUUAGUAAGAACCGAUCAUAUUAGUUGAACAAUACUAAUGCCUGUUCUACAUUGUUUCCAUUUACUCGAUGCAAGUGCAAUCCUUAUAUCGUUGAUAUUUUGAUUUUUUUUUUAGAUUUGUGAAAACGUAUGGUAUUUUAUAGUAGAGUAUUAGUAAAAAAAAAACAAUUAUUCCAUUAUUUAUAAUAUACAUAAAAAUGUAUUUAAGUGAAUAUGUAUUGACGGAAUAUGUAUCGUUGGUAUCUAUUAAGUUUGUACUAGUUCUAAGUCAAAUAAAAUAUUCGACAAACAA